AUGAUCUUCUUGUUACUGCAUCAUCAAGUUAAACAAAGUUUGACUUUCACCCACAAGACAGUUACAGUUGGGGCCCAUAAUGAUUUAGCUAUGAAAAAUAACCAUGGUUGUAAGCUAUUACCACCAUCAAUGAAGCCCCCUGUGUAUGUUCCUUCUACAACACAGUAUGCAGGGCAAUCUCGUCAUUCUCGCCCUGGGGUCAUUGAAGAAAUAGUUGGUGAUGAAAGGCUGAUUUAUCAAGUAACACUACGGGAUCUUUAUCAACCAACUAUUGAAGCAAUUUUACCUUAUGGUCUUUUAUCUUUCCCUCUUUACAGGCACCAGAAAACUGCAUUGAUCUGGAAGCUUGAUAAGGAAAAUAGCGUGGCUUGUUCUGGUGGAAUUUUAGCUGAUGAUCAGGAAAUCAAGUUUGAACCCAAUGUUAUGUGUGAACAUAUUGACAAGAUGCUAACUUUUUGGGGUAGUCAGGUUGUACGCUUUCGUUCAUCGGAGAAGCCUAAGGAUGUUGUGUUUUCACUAGAAUUGUGA
Lactuca virosa is the source of this 528-nucleotide messenger RNA. The record is from the annotation of a GenBank genome assembly. NCBI's taxonomy places the organism in Eukaryota, Viridiplantae, Streptophyta, Magnoliopsida, Asterales, Asteraceae.